Molecule: messenger RNA, 13267 nt
Organism: Procambarus clarkii (red swamp crayfish)
Lineage: Eukaryota; Metazoa; Arthropoda; Malacostraca; Decapoda; Cambaridae
Source: RefSeq, a predicted model, not a curated record
UAAAGGAUAAGGAGGUAGCUCAGGAUAAAAGUAGAGGGAAGGGAACUAUUGGGAGACUGUGCAAAGCCAUUACAACUAAAUAACACUUGAACAAAUUCAGGAUAAGGAUUAGGGGAUUGGGAUUCUGAGAAGGAAUGGUACCCAACCACUUGAACGGUCGGGGAUUGAACGCCGACCUGCAUGAAAUGAGACUGUCGCUCUGAAUCAUUGCAUGACUAGUUGCUCUUGACAUAAAAGAAAUAGGAAACGAACACACUACUGUAUACUACCACACUUAUAUGACAGAGUUCUGAGAAGACGGGACACCACGAGUGUAGCUCUCAUUGUGUAACUACACUUAUGUAAGUACACUUUACGCAGUCUAGAGUGGCAGGUUGACUGAAGGAGGAAGAUAGUUAAGUUGAUGCCAAAUUGCACCUGGAAAGGCUUUUAGGUUUAUGCAAUGCAUUUUUCUGUGUACAGUCUGGGUUGGGUUAUAUACUCCAUUUUCUCCAUGGCACCAAUAUGGUCUAAUGGGAGCUGUUUUAAAAGUUCUCUGCUGCAUCAGUACUGAAUGUUGACUUGUCCUAAUUGCAGCAGAUUCUGACAAAAGAUCAGAAGAAUCUUACUUUAGGAAGUUACCAAAUGGAAUAACUUGGAGAAACUGUUAAGAAAUGACUCCUGAUUGACAAUGUACGAAGUAAAUUGUUCUUCGUGUACUAUAUGAAGCUCUCUUAGUUGGACUGUAUCACAUUUGUAAACACUGGGUGGUCUGCUGUCCUCCCUGGAGCAGGCCCGUGUGCAGCUGGACAGUGAUGAAGAUGACUUUGGAUUCCUUGCAGACCUGCUCAAGUCUCGAGAAUUACAAGCACUUGUUCAUGUACAUAAUAAGAUCAACCUCACCAAGAAGGCGUGUCAGCCGCUUAUGUCUAAUGCAGAAGACAUUGCCAUCUCCAUCAUGAGGGAGAUUCACUAUCGCACCAUUCCUACAGCUGAUGCCAUUGAACUUUUUGCCAUCUUACAGUCGCCCCAUCUGCAAGGAGUUCUUCAAGCUCAUGAUAGCAUUGCAGCGAAGGAUUUUGCACCACAUUUGCCAGAAAUUCCAGUGGAGGUUGAUGAAGAUGAAGAAACUGUAAAAAUUGUACAACUGGUGAAGAGCAAUGAACCAAUGGAAGGGAAAGGAGCUGAACCGAUUGUGGGAGCUACCAUCAAGCAGGAUGACCGGACAGGGGCCAUAGUGAUUGCUCGCAUUAUGCACGGAGGUGCUGCAGACCGAUCUGGUCUGAUACAUGUUGGAGACGAGGUGCAAGAAGUCAAUAAUUUAAAUGUUAUUGGCAAAACUCCGGGUGAUGUACUUAAGAUACUUAUGCAAGCAGAAGGUACUAUUACCUUUAAGCUUCUUCCUGCCGGUAGUUCAGCUCAUUUACGGGAGAGUAAAGUUCGAGUUCGUGCCUACUUUGACUAUGACCCUAAAGAGGAUAAACACAUUCCCUGUAAGGAGGCUGGACUGGCAUUCAUGAAACACGAUAUCCUUCAUAUUGUCACACAGGAUGACCCAUAUUGGUGGCAAGCCAGAAGAGAAGGAGAUCGCAACAUGCGUGCAGGUCUGAUUCCUUCACGACAGCUCCAAGAGAGACGUAUCUUGACACACAGACAGGACCAGACAGCAAAUGGACAAAUUGCAGGGAACAUAAUUCCCAAGUCACCAAGCUGCAAGCCUUCACCAAAGGUUAAGAAAAUCAUUUAUGAUGCUUCUGAAAGUGAGGAUUUUGAUCGUGAAGAAGUGGCAACAUACGAAGAAGUGGCACGUCUGUAUCCUCGACCUGGUCUUCCUCGACCAAUUGUUUUGAUUGGUCCACCAGGAGUUGGGAGAAAUGAACUGAAGCGAAGAUUGAUUUCCAUUGAUACAGAUAAAUUCCGGACACCCAUUCCUAUGACAUCCCGACCACCACGACUUGGUGAAGUAAAUAACCGGGACUACCAGUUUGUGACCCGAGAAGAGCUGGACGAGGAAGCUAAUGCAGGGACAUUAGUUGAACACGGAGAAUUCAAGGGUCAUUUAUACGGUACCUCAUCUGUCACCCUUAAGUCUCUCAUUAAUGCUGGCUAUGUAGUGGUGGUUACCCCACACUAUCAGGCCCUUAAGUACCUGAGAACUGCAGAGUUCAAACCGUACGUGAUAUACAUCAAGCCUCCAACACUGGCUGUGCUCAAAGAAACAAGACAGGCAGCUCAUGCUCGCUCAACUUUCGAUGAAAAUAAUUCCAGAGGCUUCACUGAAGAUGAAUUUAAGGAUAUGCUGAAGGCAGCUGCAAGAAUUGAAUUUCACUAUUCACACUGGUUUGAUGAAGUUAUUGUUAAUGAUGAGCUGUCCUCCGCCUUUGAACGUUUAGUUGCUGCUGUAAAUAAAGUGGAAUCGGAACCUCUCUGGGUGCCUGCAUCAUGGGUGCAAUAAUUGUGGUCAGAUUACAUGGGUAGUGCAGCAAUAAGAUUUGUUCUUCAUGCAUUACCUAUAUAUUUAAGUAGGUCAGUGACAAACAACCGCUUUGUGACUUAUCACAUCAAGAUGCAAUCUUGCCAACACACCUGUCUUUAAUUUUGGUUGGUGCCUUUCUUUUUCUGAAGGAGUUAAGAGAGAAUUGAGAAUGCCUAUAUUCAUUGUUGCUCUUCAAUAGCUAGAUCAUGUUAAAGACAAAGUGUUGGUAUUUCUAUGGGUAGUUUCCCAGUCCAGUUUUCCUGUAAGAUCAAAAUCCAUUAUCAAGAAAUGCUGUUUCUUGUAACCAUUGUCAUAUUUAUAUGCUAAUGUUUAUACCUAAAUGGUCCACUUCAAUAUUAACAGGUACAGCUGAGCAUGGAGAAAGUGUUCAAUGUGCAGCAAUAUGUGAACUGCACUAUUUAAUCUUUUAAUAUACAACUGCAAAGCUUAGUUAAUAAAAGAUCAUUAACAUGAGAUGGACCAUAUGAUAGAAAAUUUGGCAUUAUAGCUAUAAUGGGUGUCAGGAGUAAAUGACACCCUCUGGGUCCCACUUCUGUUGUUUCAUAAGUCUUGCCAUGAUGUGGAAGUUAGUGUAAGUACAGUAUACCAAAUACUUGCUACCAAGCUAUCAACAUCUCUACAACAGCAGAAAGAGAAGUAAUCAAGGCCAUUUUUUCUAACUUUACUCUAUGCCUCUCUCCCAGUAUAUCAGUUCCCAGGAUCUGUUUCAGUGGACUCCACUCCCCCAUCUCCAAUAUCUCUUGUGCCUCGUACCUACUUAAUAUUACUGACUUGUAGAGGUGUGCAUGUAAUCCUGUAAGUGAUGAGUUGUUUCAGUUCAAAGCAUGUUGAACUUAAUCUUCUGCUGCCAUUAUUAUUUAUUAUAAUUAUUAAUGUCAUCAUCAACAUAUUGUACUAAUAGAUAUUUAUUAACAUUAUCACUAGAUACCUCAUCCCAUUAAAACAUUUUUCAUCCCUGCCAUGCUGAUAACUUGUUAACGAAUCUCAUGUACAAGUGAGAAGAUGUUUGUAUCGUGUGCGUGAUGGUGUAGCGAGAGGGAUGUCGUCAUUCAUUUUGAAGUGUACAAAAGCUCAUGUUGUACAUUGUUAUUUUAUGGUGUGAAAGUUGUAUGAUCUGGCCUUAGGUAAGACUAUAACAAACUACUUGUGGAGUAUUUGAGAUUAGUCACUGGCAGUUCUUAAUCCCAUUAACUUUUAUAUUGAUCCUAAACCAGAUUAGAGUGUGAUAGUCGUUUUCAGGAAUCGAGACAGUUGUAGAGACUGGUUUCAAAAUAUUACAAACAAGCUGGCAAUACUUGUUAAAUGCAUCCAUCUAGUCUUGUGUGGAGGGUGCUCCAGCCUUGGUGCAGGAAUGUUGAGUGUCCUCCAGACUAUUCAGUGGCAAUAUUUGUGUUGUGUUUGCUGAUCAACAUUACCAGAUGUUUGGAUCAAUAUUAGGUAGUUACUUAUGUGCUUUUCCAUUGGUUGAAAGGAAAUGUAGCAAGUAACUGAUUGAUUUUGCGUACAUUCCUUAAUGAUAAGUAUUGUAUAUGUAGACCUAUAUUUUUAGUACCUCUUUUUAAGAUAAACAUGAAUUCUUAUUUAUAAUGUUAUCAAAACCUAAUUGUUGUACAGCUGUUUACACACAGUAGCAGCUUGGAGGAAACUGACAAUUUAUUUAUGUGAAUGUUUCCUAUAAAGCUACCAGUUUAGUAUAAUAAGUUUUAAAAAGUGAGAUAUGUUUUUGUUUUUUGUAAAAGCUGGCCACAUGAGGGUCACACAAAUCAUAUAGUAUAAAAACCUUGCAAGUUACUAACAAAACUCUAAAAAUGUUGCUAAUAUUGUUAGGUGACUGCUUGUUUAAUAGCACAAAGUGUGGAAACAAGGUGACUUCUUUCUGAAUGGAUUGGCAUGCUGAACAGAUUUAUAAUCAACAGUUUCUUUGUAAAUGUUUCAGUGUGCGUUGUGUGGUGACCUCAAAAACUGUAUAUAUAUAUUCCAGAAACAGGAAACACACAAGUCUUGACGGCUGAGUAAAUAAUGUGAUGCUGGGAAAUUUUAAGUGGAUGUGUACGAUUAGAUUAACAACCAGUGGAGGUAUGUACGAUUAUCAUUGGCUUAUAUCUAUAGCCAAUAAACACGGAAUGUGGUUAAUGCGGAAACCAGGAAAUCAUGUGUAGUUUGUCUUGUUCGUAAUAGGAUAUAGAUGUGUAAACAGGGUAAUCACAGUGACUGUUUUAUUUCUGGGUUGGGGCUUAGGAAUUUUGCCAAAACUUUUGACUUGACCAGUUCUUCCACCUUCAAUGUAGAUGUUUUUUCAAUUUUUUUUAUCGUUUUAACCUGUAUUUAUAAUCACAUGUAGAUUUUUCAUGCAGUUGAUAAACAUUCUGAAUUAAUUUGUUCUAAGUUAAUAGGCUGCCUGAUAUAAUUUAUCCCCAAUUAAUGGGUUUUACAAUAUAGUUUUUCUCCCAAUCGAUGGAAUGACUGACCUAAUUUGUCCCUUACUGAUAGGCUGUUUGAUAUAAGUUCUCCCAAGUUAAUAGGCUGUCUUGAUAAAAUUUAUGCCUAAACAUCUGUUGAAAGGCUGUCUGGUAUUACUUGUUCCCUGAAAUAUUUUACAUAUUUUUAAGUUUAGAAUUAAUGCAGUUUAAAGUACCUAAAUGUUUCAUAAUCAUUCCAAAAUAAUUGUAUUUUGUUUUACAAUUUGUAUAAUCAAGUUGCGCUGACCCACAGGUUAUUAAACGUUCUCAUGCUAUUAAACGAUUAACCUCUUUGUUAUAAGCAGGUAGAGUGCCAUUGGUGAAUGGUAUGACAUGUGUGAGCGGCAGGUGUUUGAUGAGCACAGUGCUAGGGCAAAUUCAAUGUUAUUAAUAUUAUAGCAAGAAACAGGGAAUGUAUAUGGAUAUCCGUAUAUCUUCUCAAGGGCAAAUUAUUACUUUCUUUAUAUUUAUUAUGACAUGGAUAUUUGCCGCAGAUUUUGUAACUGUUUUUGUCUAAAUUGUAUGCCUGUAGUUUACGGAUAAAUUUGACGAAAUUAAACUAAAUUUUAAUGGGCACCUGCACUGAAUUUGUUAUAUACAGUAUAUAAACAAUACAGUAUUAUCUUAUUACAUAACAGUUCAAAUCUUCAGGUUUUUGCACAAGUUGCCCACUCAUUGUUGAGAUAUGGCUUUCUGAACUUUGCAUUUUAUACCCGUCUUAAAAACUAUAGCUCUGGCUGAUCACUGACACGUUCUUCAAUGUUAAUUUUGUGAAUUUAGUAAUAUAUUAAUUCAAGCCAAAAUGAUAGUGGCAAAGUUGUAUUCCCAACAUAGUGCCUAUAUUGAAGAAAUGUAUUUAUAUCUUUGAUGGAACAAUUAAGGGUAAUGAUGAUUGUGUUUCUGGAAUGUAGCUUCAUCAGUUUGAGCCAGAAGGUGAAAAGGCCUGAUGAGCCACAUCGAAGCCUGAUUGCUAACUUAACAGUGACUAGUACACAUUCACACGGGAUCCUUCUAUAUCUCUAUGGCUUUCUUUCCCUCAUCAACUUCCCUAUUAAGACAGUGACACUAGUAUAGCCUGCAGGCAGGCAGCCCCUUUUCAACAUGUUCCUCUAGCCCGAUUAAUUUAAUUUAUACCCACAUGGGGCUUUUCCUAUAUUUCCUCAAUGUCCCUUUCUUUGAAACAAUUUACCUAUCAGCCACUCUUGACAAAUUUUGCUCUUGCUAUUCCUUACUUCAUCAUCCUUUUCAUAUGUUCAAACUAUCAUAUUUGUCAUCUCCCACUCAUUUACCCUCUUACUCAUGUCUCUGCCGUCUGCAUCUUCAUUCCACAUGAACAAAGUGACCUUGCUGGAAACCAAGUACCCAAAUGAGCCAAAGGAAUUGUAGAAAGAACUUUUUAGCAUUAGAGUAGUAAAUUAAAUAAAGUGGAGGAGACUGACUUGAUAAUGUUUAUUCAAAAGAAUGUGUGUACAAAGAAUAUAAGAAUAAUGUACAAUUGUAGAAACAGGAGUUACACAUACUAAUGAAUCCAUUAUUAUGCAAAGUGUUUUGGACAAAACAUAAAAUAAAUAGACAAAGCCAAUUUAACUCGAGAUGUAAGGGGUUAAAAUGCCUAAUACUAAAUGAGAAGUAAGUUAGCAAAAUGAGAACAUUCAUGGAAAAUAACAAAUGAAUGCAAAAAAUGUGAUUCUUGAGGAUGACAGGCAUAGACUUUUAUAAUAUGGAGUCAGUAUACUGAUGUAGCAAAAGUAUAAUAGUUUAUUUACAUUAAUAACAAAAUUGAAAUAAAAGGUGUAGUUUAGAACCUCAUAAAUGGAUUAUCCUGAAUUAUGAACAAAUCCACAAGGGCCGUGAUGAGGGUUUGAACUUACGACCGGGAUGAUCCCAGACGCUGCCUUAGUCGACCAGGCCACGACAUGGUAAAAGAAUUGUAACCGGGAGUUCCACUGACUCUCACAGAUCCUGCAGCCACUCCGAGACACAAAUGAAUGUGAGGUCAGUGGAACUCCCGGUUGCAAUUCUUUUACCAUGUCGUGGCCUAGUCGACUAAGGCAGCGUUUGGAAUCAUCCCGGGCGUAAGUUUGAACCCUCAUCACGGCCCUUGUGGAUUUGUUCAUUUGAUGCGUCACGCUAUUGUGAUUUCUGUGUGUUUUCUGAAUUAUAUUUAGGAACUUGUGAGUAUUCUGUAAUACAGACAGUGCUACACUGUAUACCUUAGCAAUUACUGUUGAUGCUGCUCUUGCCUGGCCUAGCCUUUACUUCUGAUGCUCUCAGCAUUCCUUUAAAGUGAGAUAGGAUACCACUUUCUCUGAUUCUUUUCAACAAUAUGAAGGUAUUCCCAAGGAAGUGUUCUGAUCAUUAUUUGCUUAUCCUAGUUGCCCUUAAUGGUCUUCUUCCUUUCCCUCUGGCAUUUUCUCAGCCCUUUAUGUUGGUGAUCUCAGUCUGUUGUCGUGGGGAUGACUGCUUUUUCCAAUGCCAGGUCCAACUUGCGAUUGGUGCUGUCAUCCGGGGCUAAUACUCACAGCUUCAAGUUCUUCACAUCUAAGACUUGUGCUCUGACCUUUACUCAGAAGCAGGUUAUUCUCUGUCCUCCAUUGUCAACCUAUGGUAAUCCCCUUCUGUAUAAAGAUUCUACUAAACUUCUGGGUUUGAUCUUUGACACUCGUUUGUCUUGGUCACCUAUAUGUCUCACCUCAUAGUUGAACACUCUAAGACCCGUAUCAUACUUAGUCUUGUCCCGUACUUCCUUGGGAGCCAAUACUCUCUCACUCCUCUAUUUGCCCUCCUCUGUUGUGCUGUUUAAACUUGAUUAUGACUACCCUGCUUACUCCUCUGCCUCUCCUUUGAUCUUCCAUCAUCUUGAUGCUUGAACCAUACUGUACUUGGUUGUGUCUUAGCUCUGGUACCUUUUGUUUGUUCCUACCCAGAGCUUGUAUGUUGAAACUGGUGGGGUCCCUUGAGUGUUUCAAAUGUGAGUUGGACAUGUAUUUGAGUGGGAUUGGGUGGUUGUAAAUAGGACCUGCCUCGUAUUAGCCAAUAGGCACACUGCAGUUACCUUUAUUCUUAUGUUCUUAUGUUACUGCCUUUGCUACCUCACACGGUUCCUGCAACAUCCACAUUCUCGCUUAUGUCGAGUUUUAGCUGUUAAUACUCAAGUGGGCCCUGUUCCCUUUCAUCACCAUCUUUUUUCCGUAAGGCUGUCUCACUUGUAAGAUUCCCUCUUGGUUCAUGUUUGCAAUCUCUCUCUCCAUAUUAUUCCAUCCUUGCCCCCAUGGAGGAUUCCACUUGCAAAGUUUUGUAAGACCCUGACCCCACAUGGUAAAGGCUUGUACCCCUCAUAUGGUUAUAAAAAGCCUGUUCCUUAAGCACUUUUCUUUGCAUUCACACUCCAUUGCUCUAUUCACAGAUGGAUCUAAGUUGGCCAAUGGUGUUGACUACUGUACUUCGUUGUCUUUCCUUACAUACAUACACAAACUUGUAUGUGCCACCUUUUCCCCAGAGACUAGCAUCUUCAUGGCUGAACUGUGCAUUUUUGUGUGACUUGCAGUGCUCUCAUGGCUCUGGAGUCAUUUAAUCAUAUGCAUCCUGUGGUGGUCAAAAUCGAAUAUUAACUGUUUCUCAUCUCCAGCAAAUUUAAGACAGUCAAGUUCUGCUGGGUUCCCAGCUAUAUUGGUAUUACCGUACCUUGAAGAAACAUGCAGACACUACCACUAAGGAGGCUAUCUGCACUUUUCCUUUUACCCAAAAAAGGUAUUCCUUAUUGAGAUUUAUACACUCAGUCAUUCCUCAAUCUGAGACCAUUGGCAGGGUCAUUGGUCAAGUGUUACAGGUACCAACUGUGCACUCUUAAAGGAAACCUAUCCCUCUCUGCCCUUCCUCCUACAAUAGUAAUAGGCAUUGGGAGAUGGCCCUGGCUAGGUUAUGUAUUGGCCGUGUGCACUUAACUCUCAGCAACUUAAUGGAACACUGCCUUGUUUCUUAUUGUCCAAACUGCUUGCCUUCUUACAGUCGUGCACCUCCAUGCAGAAUGUCCUGAUUUUUAGGACAUUCAUAUAUCUUGCUGUCUCUCGGUCAUUUCUCUCUCAAUAGAAUCCUUAAUGAAUUUGACACCUUCAAUAUCGUUCACCUUAUGUGCUUUUCUCAUAAUGGCAUCUUCAGUGAUAUUUAAUACCUUUUGAAUAUUCUGUGACACUGAUGGUGCUACAUAGUCUUUCCUGCUUGGUGCUUUCUUUUUUAUAAUUUCUUUCUAUGCUUUUUUUUCAUACCUGAAUCUAAAUGUAAAUAUUACAGAAAAUGAUGGUUUCAAGACUGUACACAAGUUGAUUGAAGGUUGAGAAAUGGGGGGGCUAGAACACACCAGAAGUUGGAGACGAUAACGUUUCGGUUCGUCCUGGAUCAUUAUCAAGUCGAUUAUCAAGUUGAGAAUCGACUUGAUAAUGGUCCAGGAUGGACCAAAACGUUGUUGUCUUCCCCAUCUACUGGUAUGUAGUUUGGUCAUCAUACCUUCAACUGUUAUUGUGACUUAAUUUCUGCCGGAGGACUCGAAGUUAUAGCUUCAAAUGAAAAAAGGUGAAGAUACUGAAAAAAUACUGUAUUUUUUUUUUUGGGGGGGGGGAGAUGGGAGGAGCAACUAAAUAGUGGAUGAAAUAAAAUGAUUUAAAGUGAAUUAAGAAACAAAAUAGACAUAAUUACAGUAACAUAUAUAUAAAUAAAUUUCUAUCGAGUGAAGAAAGUAGCAAAGUAUGAAGACAAAGUAGGAAACAGAAGAAUACAGACAGCCCAGCUGUCACAUAAGCAGCAAAACCUCGAGCAUAGAGCAUAGACAGGUAUUGUGUGAUCUGACUUGGCUGAGACAGUGUGGAGUCUAAUGCUGCAGCAGUGGAGACCUCCAUAUCAGGGUUUGCUUGCUAGUAGGGAAGCAACGAGAAGGGUUGAUAUAAAUGGAGUGUUUCUUCGUUUGUUCAAACUUCCAAGCAGCUGGAAUAAGUGAUAAAUCAAGUGAAAUUUUGGCCAGGAAGAGAGUGGGGAGGGUACAGGAAAAAAUUACCAGGGAGUUAAAAAAUGUUAGGUGUGAAUAGGACGAACUAUCUAGGGAAGGGAAGGGAACUAUCAGGAGAAAUUGCCAAGCCAUUAUGACUACUGUACAUAGCACAGGGAAGGGGUCGGGAUAAGGAUUUGGGAUGGGACAGGAGAAAAGAAUGGUGCCCAAUCACUUGGACGGUUGGGGAUUGAAUGCCGAACUGCAUGAAGCGAGACCGUCGCUCUACCGUCCAGCUCAACAUAAAGAUAAAAUUGUACAAGGAUAUUUCUAAUAAUUCCAAAAUGAUCAAAACCAUAUCCAGUGAUUGGGAUCACAGGACUUGAAUGUUAACCAGAGAUAUUAAUCCUAAAACAUGGCAUCCAAGAAGAAUUUAUCAAAGGGAAAGGGGCAAGUGAAUAAUACAGUACGCAUAAGACAGCAGAUAGUAAGAGAGAAAUGUGAAAAUUAGACAAACUUUCAGGCAAGCUGGAAUAGGAGAGGUAGAAUGGCAAAGCCUCAAUGGGCACUGAAGCUGACAAAAAUUUACUUAAAGAAUCAAACUCAUAUUUUCAUAAUUCAUCCUGCAGAUGGGUAACAAACAUUUCCUGGGUAUAAAAGAAGCAUAAUACAUCUGCCAAUCACACAAAGGCUUUGUGGUCAGCCAAGACCAAUCACCAGAGGCAAACAGGAAUACUGGACAUGGUGCUGCCAAGAACCCACAUCAAAACAUGGCAUUGACGAACACACAGAUUGAGGAGAUGACCUUGCUCUAAUGUCUGCAGCCAACAAAAGAAGUGACUUUCUCAGAGAGAACAAGCCCUCUUUCCCAGAGAGAACAAAGAGUUGUCUUGUGUGCCAGGAAGAUGUAUGGAUUUAAUACCGCAACUAGGAAGUGGCAGCUGACCAAAAUUCAUAAGAAAUAAAAUUCAAAGGUGUGUUUCUUGCCUGUACUCAGCAAUAAUACCAAAUCUUGCUUAGUUUGUGAGGAAUCUAAACAGCUGGGAAAACUGUGUUCCAUCAAACUGAGUUCUAGUAACACAUGUGGCAGAACUGAGUAACAUUCAAAGAGGCGCCUCUAUCCCCCAGAGUUUGGGCGAAAGGAACCAACAACACGGCAGGGAGCAUAAUUGGCACCUCCAGUUGAACCUUCUCUUGCUCUUUUAAUCCAGCCUUUGCUGGCCUCUGAGGGCUGGAAGCCAGAUAAGAAGUGGGCUUGUGACCACAAAAGUCUGCCAGCUGAAUCAGGAGCUCUAGUAAGAGGUUGAAAUUUGACAUUCACAGAAUGUCAAAUUACAGAACCAGCCAGUCGCUGCAAAAGCUUGGUGUGUUGUGCAAGCCCAUGAUCGUACCACACCAGGUAAGCCACUGCCUAAGAAGGUGAUUCCAAAUACAGUAGUCCUUAUAACUGCAAAUAUCACACACAAGGAGGGGGGGAAGGAAAUAUCACACACCAGAAGCACCACUCCUCACCCAGCAGGAGUGGUGCUGGAAGCAGCAGGACUGAUCAAUGUAAUAAAACACUAUUGUACAUCCUGGAAAACAGCACACACCAGCAUCAGGCUCUGAACUGGGCAGGUAAUCCAUCGUGAUCCUGCCAGCAGAGAAAACAAGGUAACAAAGUAAUUCAUGAUCAAGGAUUAGUGAAUCACUGCUAUUCAAUAUUAGUAAUUUCCUGCUAGUCAGUAUUUCAUUUAGGAAAACCCAGGUGCUAGAGUAGAUGUAUGUGCUGUACUAACGUAAAUGAGAAAGGAUGUAUGAUGCCAAGGACAGCUUAGAAAAGUUCAUUCAACGUCUCAAAUGCAACAUCCUGCAAACGGUACUGAACUUCUCUCCCUCCCCAAGUUGGAGAAAGUGACACUCCCCCUCCAGAGCCUUGCUACAACACAGGUCCAACUCGUAAAGAGUCUUCCCAAAGGAGGAACUGAAAACCUCAAAACAGAUAAAUAAUGAAAAAGUUAUCAUCUAGAGCACCAGAAAUAAUGGUUUUGGAACAAAGCUAAAUUGAAAUUAAGCAUUGAAAGCAUGGAACUCUUAUGUAGGACACAAAUGUCCAGAAAUUGGCCAGUUAAUUUAGCUUAUAGAAGUGAUGAGGCCAGCAGCUUCAUGUGCAGUCAUAAGUGUGCCAGGAGAAAAACAUUGAUUUCUUUCCCCUGACCCAUAGGUAACCCUGUGCCAACCCUGUGGUUACUGUUAAGGUCAGAUUAGUUUGAAUUAAGUAGUUCAGAGAACUGUUUGCCAAUUCUAUGUUUCUAAAUUUAUUUAAUAUUUAUAUGAGUGUUGUGUGUUUUAUUUCCUUUGGUUACAGAGGGUUCAUUUUGUAGGUAUGAAUGCAGGUAUAUCUCUGAUUACAAGCUAUCUUGCCGAAUGGUCGGGACAUGAUGGGCAAGAAUGGCAUCAGGAGCCUGAUGUCGUGUGUGUGUGUUUUUUGACACAAGCUGAGGGUAGCUACUGUGGUGCAAACCCAGAAAAGUAAUGAAUAACCAUUGUGUGUGUGUGGGGGGCUUUGCUUGGUUCAUAAACAAUUUUACAUUUUGCACCUGUUUAUAGUCAUAAAUACAUUUUGUUUAUAAUGUGUGCAAAUUAUUAAUCUGUAUUGCUGUUGAAAGAAAACAUGAUUGAUCUAUAUUGCUGUUGAAAGAAAACAUUACUUGAAAAGGUUUGUUUAAUAAAUUUUAGUAAACCGUUGGCCUAUGUGGUAGAGAAGUGUAGACCCCAUAGGCUCCAAUUACUUGUGAGGAGGUAUGUAUUUAAAUCAUUAUCCAUCAGUGAUUUCUACAUCAGUAUGAUGCAGAAAUAAUGGUUGAUGAAAAUAUCUGAGAAUGUUAGAUCAGAUGACAGGAGAGUGUGAUUGAGUCGCUGCACUAUGUCUGUAUACUGGUUUGUGGGAAGUGUGAAUACAGCAAGUACCAGUACUGCAAUCUCAAACAUGUCUUAUUAUUUCACUAGGAGUGGAGGUCUCGGGAACAUAAUCUUCUUAUUCUUGUACUAUAUACCUGUACCUGUACUCUACUUAAACUUUAAGUUUGAUUUGUGUAGGUUGGGUAUUAUACAUGUACAUAAAUUAAGGGGUGCCUGUAAAUAAUAAAAAUUUACGAAGAAUGGGAUGAAACGCGGUUCGUUUUACUACAUAAGCUGACAGAUAAAUAAAUUUACAUUUUAUUUAAUUCUUCAAGGCAUGCUGUCUCUUUGUGUAUAUCAAAUUGAAAUUAAGUUGAUUGCAAUUAAACAAGUAAUAUGGAGAUUGGCAAGCAAGCCUAUGAUUAAAGAACAAGUGACUGGAAAUCCUCAAAAAUCGAGACAUGAACUGAUAGC